Molecule: messenger RNA, 1077 nt
Organism: Malassezia sympodialis ATCC 42132
Lineage: Eukaryota; Fungi; Basidiomycota; Malasseziomycetes; Malasseziales; Malasseziaceae
Exons: 2
Coding region: 1-1077 (358 amino acids)
Source: RefSeq, a predicted model, not a curated record
AUGACGCUGGUAUGCGUGGUGCUGAGCGUCGGCUGGAUCUUCAUGUGCUACAAGCACCGCGACCAAAUUGUCACGGUGCAACAUUUUGUGUCGGCAGUGCUUAUGUUCCUCGUGAUCGAAAUGGCUUGUCAAUGGCUCUUUUACCGCUACUACAACGCCUAUCCCGUUGACUUGAGGCACUUUGAAGCUGCUGAUGGCCGUCCAGGUGUCACUAGCAUUGCCCGCUUUUUGCUAGUAUUCACUAACAUCCUCGAGUCGGUUCGGGACAGCAUGUCCUUUUUCCUUCUGCUCAUUGUUUCGAUGGGCUACGGUGUUGUAAGGCCUAACAUCGGUCCCGUCAUUACCCGCGUAUAUGCCUUGACAGGCCUGCACUUUGUGUUCAGUGUCAUGUACUCGAUUGGCAUCAUUUUUGUUUUACUGGACACGACCAAUGCCUGGGUGGGGCUAUUUAUCUUCCCCAUGGCUCUUACUCUGACGGUAUUCUACAUGUGGAUUCUCUCCUCACUCAAAAGCACCAUCCAAGACUUGCAUGAACGCCGACAGACAUUUAAGAUGAAUAUGUUCAAGCGUUUGCAGAUUAUUCUGCUUGGUGCUGUUGUCUUCCUCACUCUAUAUUUCUUUGGUAUCACUGGUUUAAUUGCUUUUACCGGAACUAACGACUUUAUUGAAGAAUCCUGGAAGUACCGCUGGUUCCUCUUGGAGGGUAUUUUGGUUCUCCUGUAUUUCGUCGUCUUUGGACUUAUUGCUUGGUCUUGGCGACCAACUGGUAACAAUAUGCGACUGGCUAUGUCAGACGAACUGGCUACGGACGAGGAUGUCGCUGCGGGGCAGUUUGACGUGCACACAAUCGGAUCGGAGCAUGAAGAAUUAGACGAGGAUGCCGAGGAGGUCGGAUCUGUACAUCUCCGUCAGCUUUCUCACACCCCAAGGGAUGAAAGUGCACAUCAAGUGCAUGUUACGGAGCCAGAAUACUCCGCGGUCGGAAGCGAUGACGACUUCGGCGAUUAUGACAAGCCGAAUGAAUCUAAGGUGCUAUUUGAAAAUGACGAUCAGGAUCGCUCGCAUCUCUCCCCGUAA